AUGGGUAUGGAGAGCUAUGAUGAUUUCCGCGCACGCCUUGAUGGCGCUGCCAUCUCUACGUACAUUUUAGCCACUCUCGCCGUACCUGCGAAGCUCUGGUGUCGAACCAGAGUGGGCGGUUGGUCUAACAUUGGCAUGGAUGACUGGCUGUCGAUUGCGACUCUGUUCUGGAUGAAUGUGUUCUUCUGGAUCACCAUGAUCGGUCUACGGCCGUAUCUUGGUCGCAAUGCCGGUGAGGAUGUCCCGAUGGACGAGGUCGAAUUGUUUUCCAAAUGCCUAUUCGCCGCCGCCCUAACGUACUGCGUCGCCAUCGCAUUCAUUAAGUUCACCAUCUUGGCUUUUUACUGGAAACUAUUCUCUGUUACUGCCCGGAUACCGAUUAUGGUAAUUUUUGCGUCCGUCGCAGCCUGGCUCAUCACUUUCCUGUGUCUUGGAGCUUUUGGUUGCCAGCCCAUCAAGGCCCAAUGGGACUUCGUAGCAAUGGCAACAGCCAAGUGUCUACCGCAAAAAUCGAUCUAUCUAGGCGGCUCCCUACCGAACGUCAUCAUCGAUUUCGUCCUCGUCCUCAUGCCGAUCCCCUAUGUCUGGGGACUCAACGUCCCUCUCGGCCAGCGACUCAUCUUGGCCGGCAUGUUCCUGCUCGGUCUCUUCGUCUGCAUCGUCUCCAUCAUCCGACUUACCGAGGUCAUGUCCAUUUCGACGAGCGACACCAACAUCACCUACAAUCUGAAAAACUUCAUGCUCUGGUCCAUCGUCGAGAUCAACAUCGGCCUCGUCUGCUCCUGCCUGCCCAGCCUCCGCCGGCUCGCGAAGACUCUUGGCCUCGGCGCUCUGUUCUCCCGAGGCUCGAGCGCCAACAAGGCCUCUGGCACCCCGGGCGGCAACACCCCUGCGCCGACAACUGCGGGAGGAAAUACGGGAAACCAAAGCAACGGUGGCGGUAGCCGGUUCCACUCGAUGUUGAAAAGCAGGGGCAUCUGGUCAUCGGUGGCAGGUCUGACAAAGCUGGACAGCGACGAGGAGUACCAGAUGAUCGACCAUCAGCACAAGCACGCGGCCAAUCCGCAGGGGAAGACCACGACUGGAGUCACAGGCGAGCGGCGGAGCAGGGACACAGAAGACGACAAGGAGCACAGUGUGAGGACGAUGGACGACCAACCAGGCAUAACGGUGCAUCACGACUGGAGUGUUGUGGUCGAUAACAAGCCGAAUGCUACGAGAUGA
This is a messenger RNA of Clonostachys byssicola, 1224 nucleotides long. The record is from the annotation of a GenBank genome assembly. Lineage: Eukaryota; Fungi; Ascomycota; Sordariomycetes; Hypocreales; Bionectriaceae.